This is a messenger RNA of Strongylocentrotus purpuratus (purple sea urchin), 5073 nucleotides long. RefSeq lists its product as uncharacterized. Bases 104 to 1015 code for a protein of 303 amino acids. The transcript has 4 exons. The record is from RefSeq and is a predicted model, not a curated record. Lineage: Eukaryota; Metazoa; Echinodermata; Echinoidea; Camarodonta; Strongylocentrotidae.
AACAGGAUUAGCUGCGCUGCGCCUAUAUAGAGAGAAGAUAAACAUCACGCCGCUGUUUGACAAAACCUUUUAAAACCGUAAUUUUAUUUGAAAUCCUCAAGCGAUGUCUUACGAAAGCUGCAGUCUGCUUUCUCCUCGAGUUCAUUCAAUGAAUCUGAGAGUUCCAAAUGAUUUACAUCAGGAUUAUUCAGAAAACGAAGCCGAGAAAGACCAAGGUGACCACCUUCUUUCAACGGACAAGAGACAACAUUUUGCUGCUGAGCCGCUGGAAGUGGUGAAUAUGGGGUUGCAGCAUUUGAGGACAGCCAGAGGGACGGCGACCCGGCGGCUGAGGACUGUGAAGAAAGCAUGGGGCACGUUCAAAGCGAAAGCGAAGAAACACACCGCUGCGCCACAGCCUAAACUGAGACCCCAGCAACUCUGGAGUAUUUCCCUCUCCAGUCCUAAUUCUCCAAGUGCCCGUGCCCUCAUACUCAACUCGCCCCUCACCCCAAACCCCUACGCCACGCCCGGCAACAGCAACCGGUACCGACAGGAAUCCAGCUUGACGACGCCCGUCACCCCUUUCAGCCCCCUGAGGAGAUCAGCCCGUAUUGCCGGCCAGACUCCAACUCCGUGCAGAGACGGCAAGACGAGGACUAGGACCGGUGGCAGGAGAACAACACCAAAGAGGAUCCAGCUCAACGCCAGCCCCGGACACAUCCUGCGUGAACUCAAUGCUAUGACCUUACAGACAGGUCAAAGGCCAAAGUCAUCCAGGUCAUCAGGAGUCGAUGCAUUCAAGGCCAUGAGCGAAGGAUUAUCUCAAACAAUUACAAAGCAAGACAGUUCUGGUAAAUUAACAGAGAUCCCCAUUCAGAAGCCAGCAGCUACCAAAGAUAAAUCGACCGAUGCGAUGGAAUCAAAAGAGAACGAGCCGGAACCUAGCCGUAUCGUCAGGCUACGACGCAACAGAGGGGUAGUGAUAUCCCAGAAUGCAACAGACGGACAGAUGCUCACCGAAAUGCUUGUUUAGAGGUCAAACAAGGAAGAUCGAGGGUUAAAUGAUAAGAUCACAAUGUGUUCGGUUCAGAAGGUUCAGUUUCAAUGUAUCUCUCCAUGCGGUUUCUCCCAGUGGCCAUAUUUCUUGUUCACGACAUUUGAUCACCUGUAUACUGCAGACAAAGCAAAGCAAGUUUGCAGAUAGCAAUUGUAUUCACAUAAUAUGGAUGGGCGAUUAAAAUAUUAACCCCUUGUAAGUGAGAGCAAAAUACACCCUAUCGUCACAAUCAUACACGUAGAUAUGAGAACCUUUGAAACUUUGUGCAUUUGGAUGUACAUGUAUGUUAUGAAAUAUAUAUUGCUUUGCUCGAGGAAGCAAUAUUGGUGUGUAGAACAAAGUACAAAGUGUAGACAAAAUUACAUUUUUGCUCAUGAGAUUUCCUGGGGUGAUUUUUGCAAUUUCUAUUGCUUUUCUACUCAAGAUCUUCAGAAUCUUUCAAGAGUUAAAUCGCUCUCUGCUUCCAUGUAUUUUUCACCGAUUCCACUAAAAGUAAACCAUUUUCAUGCACCUUCUUUUAUAACUUUUUUGUUGUUGUUACAACUUUAGAUUUUGCCCAUGGCUUGCCCAUUCUGUUUCCAGAGAAUAGAGGGGGGAAAAUGUACAAAGAAAAAAAGAUUUGCAUUGGUAUGACAGGGCAUUAUAAACAAAUCUCUCUCUUUCCUAUGGAUUUAUGGCCAAUACAAAAACAUACAAAUUGAAUUUGUAGACACAAAAUUAUUCCUAAUUUACUAUAAGUGAUAUUCAAUAUUUUUUUCCUCCAGAAUAUAAAGAUUUCAUGGUGAUUCAUCUGUUAAGUAAACAGAGAUACCAUUUUUCACCAUUCCCUCAAAUAAUUCUUUCAAUUAGCAACUUCAUACUGCCAGUUUGAAAUGGUUUUAAGUAUUACAAAACAAAAAAAAAUCCUGUGUGUUAUCAGGGUAGCGUAAGUAGCUUCAUACUUGCUUAAACCAUUUUCUUGCUAUGAUACAUGAAACAAAUUGAAAUAUAUUAGUUUAUUUCACCUUUUUAAUGUAUCUUUGUAGAUGCUACAACCAUUCGACCUUGAAGAAAAUUUUGUACACUAUGCAUCAUCUCUUCUCUACACUUUUAUAUUCUUUGUGCACAAUUUAUUUUAAAUUAUUUACUUGUUUGACCUAUUGCAGUCCAUGAUAAACCAGUUUUCCUGUGUUUUACAUGAAACAAAUAGAAAUAUAUUUGUUUAUUUCACCCUAUUAGAUAAUAUAUAUUUUGUAGAUGCUACAACUUUUUGACCUUGAGGUAAACUGUGCAUGGUCUCUUCUCUACACCUUUACAUUCUUUGUGCAAAAUUUAUUUAAAAUUAUUUACUUAUUUGACCUAUUGCAUUUCUUUGGCAAGACCAAGCUAUUUUGUCCCAUAUAUCACUGACCACAUCUAAGAUUUUAGUCUGAUAAUCGUAUGUGAAGUAGAAUGACACAUUUGGUGUUAAUUUGUGUUCAAAACUUCACAAUAUUUUAUUAUAUAAUAUGGGACACCAGAUGACUAAAUAAAUUAGACUUGCCCUAAAUGUAUGUUAUUAGCUCUUUUCUAAAUAUAAUUUUUUUUUUCCCUUCUUUUUAAAAAGUUUGUAUGACUCAAAUUUAUUUGUAUUUUCCUGUUUCUUGUUCAUCUUUGUUAGACAAUAUUCCUUGUGAAUGACUUUUUUGUUUUUAUAUUGAUGACAAUUAUGUGACUAUGCUUAUGCCUUGCAAUAUAUAUAUCAUUUUACUUCACUGCAAAGGUAAAAACUAAUUAAUCAUAAUAUUUACUCUUUCUUGUAUAUUUGAUUAACCAUGGUAUAGAAAAUGUAACUAAUGUAUUCAUCAUUUAUCAAUAGUACUUAUAAUUCAUUAGGUCUUGUAUUGUGCAACAUAUACUUGGUGUGCUUAUUAAUGUUUAAUCCAAUUAUUAACCUUUUUAAUGAUCAAGUUGAAUGUUUGAUUUCACCAUUUAUUACUGAUGUAAUCAAUGAAAUGUAUGUAUUGUAUUAUUUUAUCAUACUAGGCUGCAUAAUGUAUUCAUGGUUUGUAUGUUGUUGAAUCUUUGUUCUUAUCAUGUAACUUAAAUACAUUUCAAAAUGUAUCGGUACUAUCAUUAUAUGAACUAGUGUUAUGGAUGAUUUGUGAAUGCCAGUCAAAUUUAUAAGUUAAUGAUUUUUUUUGUUUUUGCCAGUAGUGUGUACAACUGUACACAUGUAUCUUUGGGUAAUUAAAAGCAAUUAGUACUUGGCCAUGAAGUUGUUGAAGAAAAAAAAGUAAAGAAAUUUUGAUUUUUAAAGUUUUUAAUGUGAUUUCAUUGAUGCUGUUGGCAAUGCUGUGAAGGACAAGGCCCAUUCUAAACUUAACAACAAAACAAGUUUACUGAUAUUGGAUUCAUAUUUUAUUUUUUGUUUAUUAUGUAAAUAUUUGUAUUGGAGGUUUUUAACUUUUUAACCUUUUUUGGAUACAGGGGGUAUGAAGUGCAUUAUUUUAUUUAUUUGUAUUGUAGGAUUUAAAAAGAAAAGUGAAUGUUGACUUUAAAACCGUUUUUUUAAAUGAAACAAAGAAAGAAAGAAACGUUUGAAAUGUAUAAAUAGCGUAUCAACAAAUACUGUAAAGAUUUUUGAACUGCUGCUGUUAUGUAGCGUUUUUUUUUUUUUUUUUUUUUAAAUGUAGGAUUUAAAUUGGAAAUUGAAUGUUGACUUUGAAACUUGUUAUAAAUGAUAUAAAAAAAUGUUUGAAGUGUAUAAAUAGCUUAUCAACAAAUACUGUAAAAGAUUUUUGAACUGCUGCUGUUAUGUAGCGUUUUUUGAAUAUUUUAUGAUGAAAAUUAUAGGUUUUACAGAUAACUUUAAAUGAUUUAAUGCAAGUCACUGCUUUCAUGCCUUUACAUACUCAACUAAGUAUAAAACCAUAAUGAUUGUACUAUUGUACUGCUAAAUGUAUUUUUGUUAAUGUUUCAUUUGGGUAAAGUGCUAAUUGUAGCUAGAUUUGAACAAUACCUUGGUUUUUGUAUGCAAAUUAUGUUAUUCAACAAGCGUAUGCUAUGCAGUUUGCAAUCUUUAUAGAGUUAGAUUUUGAUGCUAUGAACAUGUAUUAAAUCACAUGUUUUACACCUUGUAUUAAAACAGAGAAGUAGAGAAAAAAAAAACAUUUAACUCUUUCGCUAAUCUAUAUCCUGAAAUAUAUUCAUGAACCUUCGGAAAAACAAGUGCCUCCUGUUAAAAGUACAAUGUAACAAUGACUUCUUUUGGUGGUCUCACGUCUUUUCAAAUGUAUUUUAUGGGGUUCCUCUUAUCCAUCCUGAUAUUCAGUUGAUUUUAAUAGAAGCAGGAAAAACAAUUGAGCAACAGAUCAGUGAUUGUUUCAGCAAAAUAUGAUAUUUUUUUAAAGGAAAUUGUGAAUUCAAUACACAAACUGGAAACUCUUGAAUGUAUCUUGCUAGUUCUUCCUCUCCAAUUUUGCCCUAAUGAAAUCGUAGUUAUCCUCUAGAGAUGAUCAUUGCACUUGUUUAUACACGACUCCUGUAUGAAGAAAAAAAUAUAUCCUUCAUCAACAAAUAAGAAAAUGGAGACUUCAGAAAUUUUCUGUACAGACCAAUAGGAGAGAAUCAUUGAAAGAUAUAGCACAGAGUUGCCACUAUGUGUUUAAUUGAUUACAACUUCACAAAUGUAAUGACUUUCUUCUCUUUAUUGGAUUUUGCUAAAACUUUCAAACUCUCAUUUUCUGCUAUUAUUAAAACCAAAUAAAUAUCAGGGUGGACUUCCCUGUAAAUUCCAUCGGCCAUAGAAUGUUCCACUGUACUACUGCAUUCUACAUCCAUAUCUUGGCUCGAAAAUACAUACAACUGUAUUAAGAUAUCCUUUAAAGUUGGGUUUGUAGUUUUCUUGUAACUGCUGCUUUUAGUGUCAACUGCUCUAUAAUUUGAUCAUGUAUAAAUGGCAUAUUGCCUUUCAUUGUAUUUCUUUAACAAUUUCUUCUCGAAGUAUGUACUUGCCAUGUUGCUUUUAGGUAUCCCAAGUAAUUAAACUGCUUGUUUAUACUUUAUACUUAAAA